This is a messenger RNA of Nematolebias whitei (Rio pearlfish), 2166 nucleotides long. RefSeq names its product gamma-aminobutyric acid type A receptor subunit alpha3 (gene gabra3). Gene Ontology annotation, cellular component: dendrite membrane; GABA-A receptor complex; postsynapse. Gene Ontology annotation, biological process: synaptic transmission, GABAergic; monoatomic ion transmembrane transport; nervous system process. The record is from RefSeq and is a predicted model, not a curated record. Lineage: Eukaryota; Metazoa; Chordata; Actinopteri; Cyprinodontiformes; Rivulidae. The coding region runs from base 105 to 1550 and encodes 481 amino acids. The transcript has 11 exons. Gene Ontology annotation, molecular function: GABA-A receptor activity; inhibitory extracellular ligand-gated monoatomic ion channel activity; transmitter-gated monoatomic ion channel activity involved in regulation of postsynaptic membrane potential.
GAGUUGAGGUAGGAAUCAGACUAAACGUCAGAAGCUCAUUAACUCCAAGGAGGGAGCGAGAAAGAACAGCAGGAACAGCGCUGGUUCCUCUUGUCUGAAGCAACAUGGCCACUUGGUUGUGGAAAAAGAAAUCCCAGGACCUGAUCUUGAGGGUGUUGCUCCUUCUUCUCAGCCUUCUUCCUGAAGUCAGCAGGGCGGUGGUCGGACACAGAGAGCCGCUGCCUGACGACAGCAAAGACAACAUCACCAUUUUUACCCGAAUCCUCGACCGGCUGCUGGAUGGAUAUGACAACAGGCUACGUCCUGGGCUGGGGGAGAGUGUGACAGAAGUGGGGACAAACAUUUACGUGACCAGUUUUGGACCAGUUUCUGACACAGACAUGGAGUACACCAUCGACGUCUUCUUUCGUCAAAGUUGGAGGGAUGAGAGGCUUAAGUUUGAUGGUCCAAUGCAGGUCCUACCCCUUAACAACCUCCUGGCCAGUAAGAUCUGGACUCCUGAUACAUUCUUCCACAAUGGAAAGAAAUCUGUGGCCCACAACAUGACAACUCCAAACAAACUGCUACGACUAGUGGACAAUGGGACGCUUCUCUACACAAUGAGGUUGACCAUUCAUGCAGAGUGCCCCAUGCACCUGGAGGAUUUCCCAAUGGAUGCACACGCCUGUCCUCUGAAGUUUGGAAGCUAUGCUUACACCAAUAAUGAAGUGAUCUACCUGUGGACCCAAGGGGAUGAGAGGUCUGUGUCUGUGGCAGAGGGCGGCUCCAGGCUUAACCAGUAUGACUUACUGGGGCACGUUAUUGGCAAAGAAACCAUCAGUUCCAGCACAGGAGAAUAUGUAGUGAUGACAGCGUAUUUCCAUUUGAAACGGAAAAUUGGCUAUUUUGUGAUUCAAACCUACCUCCCGUGCAUCAUGACUGUCAUACUGUCUCAGGUCUCCUUCUGGCUUAACAGAGAAUCCGUUCCUGCUCGCACUGUGUUCGGGGUCACCACUGUCCUAACCAUGACCACCCUGAGCAUCAGUGCUAGAAACUCCUUGCCUAAGGUGGCGUAUGCCACUGCUAUGGACUGGUUCAUGGCUGUGUGCUAUGCCUUUGUCUUCUCUGCCUUGAUUGAGUUUGCUACAGUCAACUACUUCACCAAACGCAGCUGGGCAUGGGAUGGGAAGAGAGAGGGCAUGGAAAUAAGGGAACCGUUUCAGGCUAACAUGGCCAGGAUUAAAGAUAUGAGACGAGAAUCGUCCACUCUGACCAAGAAGGCUAACAACACCUUCAACAUAGUCGGGACCACCUACGGCAUCAACGUCCCCAAAGACCAGGGCUUAACCACCAUCGCCAAGAGCGCACCCGCACCGUCGGCAAAACACUCCUUCCUGCAUAGAUUCGAUGACCCCUACACAGAGGCCAAGAAAUCCUACAACCGCGUUAGCAAAGUGGACAAGAUAUCGCGCAUCAUUUUCCCAGUUCUGUUCUUCAUUUUCAACCUGGGCUACUGGGCCACGUACGUGAACAGAAAGCCCGCCAUCAUGAAGGCUAACAACCUAAACUGAGUUCCACCAAAGCUAGGCUUAAUUCGGGGUGUAGACGAGUUCGCAGGAGGCCAAGUCCAUCACAUCUAAACAAAGUGUGUAUGUGUGUGCGCAUGUUCGGUGUGUAUCUUUUAUUUUUUUUUUCUUAAACGUUUGAUAGAUUGCACGGCUGUAUAGAUGGAAGUUUAGCAAACGUUAGACUCACACACGGUGUUGGGCCUUGACGGAGGCCCGUUCCUCUCAUCAGUCUGUGUUUGUGUGGCGUUUCUUUGCUCCACUCCACUCUUAGCUCUGGCCCUGUUCCCCAUGCUAACUGUUUCCUUUCUUUUUCUGUGGUUUGAUAGCUUGCCGUUUUGUGGAGUAGUCCAAUUUGUGCACUCUCCGUGUUUGGACAUGUUUUGAGGCUUUGCCUCUGAUGAAUUUGAGAGAGCAUGCGUUUGAUUUUUUUUGUUCUCACUGUAACUCAUUACCCUCGAUAAGGCACUGACACGUGUGUAGAGCUGACAGCGUUUCCUCUCACACACACACACACACAGAAGCUACAGCCGAAGCCAUUCUCCGAGCUCUUUCCUGUGCUCUGUUGAAGGGGCAGCCUGUAUAGUUUUAUAGGAGCAUCAUUAAUAAUUGUCAGAGUCUG